Messenger RNA from Eupeodes corollae, 1172 nucleotides. Its product is annotated as phospholipase A1-like. Gene Ontology annotation, molecular function: lipase activity. Gene Ontology annotation, biological process: lipid metabolic process. The transcript has 3 exons. Lineage: Eukaryota; Metazoa; Arthropoda; Insecta; Diptera; Syrphidae. The record is from RefSeq and is a predicted model, not a curated record. The coding region runs from base 113 to 1138 and encodes 341 amino acids.
UAAAAAAAUACACUAUAAUUAUUAAUUUGAUCAAGAUUUUAUAAACAAAAUACUUUUGAAAAAUAAAUAUAAAUACUAAAACAAAAUAACACUUCGGGCUUACUCCACUGCGAUGCACGUGCUUCUAAUAUUGGUAUCUUCGUUAAUAGCUUACAGCUCGUCUCUCAACUUAUCCUAUGUAAUUCCUAAUGGAGACAGGUGGCUUGUGAACUCAUACUUAGAUAGCGAUGGACCGAAAUGGAUUGAAAAGAGUCUUGUCGAAUCUGAAUUGGUAAAGUUCAAGAACAUCACUGAUGAUGUGAUGAAAUACUUUUUAUACACUGAGACAAAUCCAACAGUAGCUCACCGUCUAAUAAAGGGAGACUCUGCAUCUCUCCAUCAGUCUAAGUUUAAUGCAUCAAUUCCCACAAGGGUUAUGGUACACGGCUAUAUGGCAUCGUAUAAAUCCGAAGUUUGCACAUUAGUUCGAGAUGCUUAUUUAAAAAAAGAACCCUGCAACUUUAUUUGUAUCGAUUGGUCUAAGGUUUCCCACAAUUCGCUUGUCACGGUUCGUGUGCUGGUGCCCAGUCUAGGUUUGGAUCUAGGAGAGUUUAUAAAUUUCCUUUUUAAGGCAAGUGGAAUGUCGAAAGAAAAUUUUAUAUUAAUUGCGCACAGCUAUGGAACUCACAUUGCCGGAUUUGCAGGAAAGUAUUUGAAAAGAGUUAAGAAUCCACUGCGACUAAUUGUUGCCUUGGACCCGGCCCAUGCAUUGUUUAGCUAUGAAGAUUGUUCAUCGAGAAUGUGUAAGACUGACGCUGAUUUCGUUGAAUCAAUUCAGACAACCGCAGGAACUAUUGGCUUCAGAAGACCGAUCGGUGAUUCCACAUUUUAUCCAAACGGUGGAGCUAAUCAGCCUGCGUGUUCUUCUGAAAGCGGAAAUUUAUGCAGCCAUUUAAUGGCGUAUAGGUAUUUUGCUGAAGCUGUUGAAUAUGAUGAUUUCCCCACCAACGAGUGUUCAACCUAUAGACGUGCCUUGGCUAAGAACUGCGAGAAAGUUUGCAGUGGAGUAAGAAUGGGAUCAGUGGAAAGUUUUCGAACGAAGGGAGUGUUUUAUGUGUCGGUAAAUAGUAAGCCACCUUUUGGGAAGGGAGUAAAAUAAUGUAAGCAAAAGGAAAGGGAUGGGUCAAGUCUUG